Molecule: messenger RNA, 956 nt
Organism: Morus notabilis
Lineage: Eukaryota; Viridiplantae; Streptophyta; Magnoliopsida; Rosales; Moraceae
Product: ubiquitin-conjugating enzyme E2 4
Exons: 7
Coding region: 127-687 (186 amino acids)
Biological process (GO): ubiquitin-dependent protein catabolic process; protein polyubiquitination
Cellular component (GO): nucleus
Molecular function (GO): ubiquitin conjugating enzyme activity
Source: RefSeq, a predicted model, not a curated record
CUUUCCUUUGGUUCUCUGCGAAUCUACAAAUCACAAGGCUCGACCCAUCAACAAGUUGUUUAUAAUCUGUCCGAGAAAAUUCAGUUUCUGUUUUAAGGUUGUGGAAUUAGUUUUGUUUGGAUCAAAAUGUCUUCUCCAAGUAAAAGAAGAGAGAUGGAUGUCAUGAAGUUGAUGAUGAGUGAUUACAAUGUGGAGACAAUAAAUGAUGGACUCAAUGAGUUCAAUGUGGAAUUCCAUGGUCCAAAAGACAGCCUCUAUGAAGGUGGGUUUUGGAAAAUACGUGUUGAGCUUCCUGAUGCUUAUCCUUACAAGUCUCCUUCUAUUGGAUUUGUGAACAAGAUUUUCCACCCAAAUGUUGAUGAAUUAUCUGGUGCUGUCUGCUUAGAUGUAAUCAAUCAAUCAUGGAGUCCAAUGUUCGAUCUUCUAAAUGUUUUUGAAGUUUUCCUUCCACAACUUUUACUGUAUCCAAAUCCUUCCGACCCACUCAAUGGUGAUGCCGCGUCAUUGAUGAUGAAGAAUCGGAAGCUAUAUGAUCAGAAAGUGAAAGAAUACUGCGAGAAAUAUGCGAAAAAGGAGCAUAUUGUCAACAUGACACCAGAAGAGGAGAGUGGUGAUGAAGAGCACACUGCCGAUGAAGAAAGUGAUCAAAGUGACGAUGAUGAUAUUGCUGGUCAUGCAGACCUGUAAUGGUAGUUGGGGGCUAUUUUAUAAUCUUUUCAUGUAAGCCCUUCUUUACAGCAGCAGUAUAACACAUACCUAUUAGAUUCCCACCAUUUAAUUGCAAUCCUAUUUGUAGACUAAAUUUAAUUUAUUUGUAAAAAUCAGGAACUGUGUAAGAAGUUGUAUCUUUCAGAUCUCACAAGAGAUGCAAUGGAAAAUAGAGAGAUGGAAAGGAACCAUUGAAUAUUUCUGUCAUUUGUCACUCUCUUUCAUGUUAUAUUUAGAUAUGUUAUUCC